GUCACCGUGCAAGCCACGUGUUCCACCCUAGCAAUAAUGACCCUUGACCGAUAUUGCGUAAUUUCUAAACCACUAAAGGCCCGCGCUAGAAGAACAAAGAAGGCAGUAGUGUUGGCUAUUGCCAUAUCCUGGAUAGCUUCCUUCUUAAUGCACAUACCAAUAGCUGUGUACACAGAAGUUAUGAUCGAUCCAUACUACUUAACACCAGUAUGUGUUUCGUCGUUAAUUUUUAAGCCGUUUCUCUCAAAGAUGUACGACGUUUACAGUGUAUUGGUUAUGUUCGUCAUACCGGUAACCGUCAUCAUCGCAUCAACUGCCAGUAUAGUGCAUAUGGUGUGUUGCAUGCAAUUACCAUCUAUGCUGCGCAAGUCACGCACCACCAACCAGCGAAUAACACAUAAAUGUGGCAAGCAGACGACUCGCCGUGUAGUUACCAUUGAAAAUGAAUUCCCCACGGAAAAGAAAUUACACAUUACUGCAAUGGUGGUUAUUGUUGCAGUGCUCUUCAUCGUUUGCUGGUGUCCUGUCCAUGCCAUUGCGCUUUAUUAUUCGUUCGUCACCCAUGAAUCGUACAAUCCUGUUGUCAGUAUGAAUCUCUCGGUUGUCGCCCUGUGCCUGUCGUACAUCAACUCAUGUGUAAACCCAGUCGUGUAUGCUUUUGUCGGGAAAAAAUACCGCAAAUACCUGUUGGCCAUAUUUCCUUGUAGGUCGAAGCCUCCACCUCGCGAUUAUCAGAUGAGCACGGUUGCUGUGGGAUCACGAAGUUCAGUAAAGACAUUAUGA
Molecule: messenger RNA, 783 nt
Organism: Saccoglossus kowalevskii
Lineage: Eukaryota; Metazoa; Hemichordata; Enteropneusta; Harrimaniidae
Product: G protein-coupled receptor 54-like
Biological process (GO): G protein-coupled receptor signaling pathway
Cellular component (GO): plasma membrane
Molecular function (GO): G protein-coupled receptor activity
Source: RefSeq, a predicted model, not a curated record